Molecule: messenger RNA, 1667 nt
Organism: Rhododendron vialii
Lineage: Eukaryota; Viridiplantae; Streptophyta; Magnoliopsida; Ericales; Ericaceae
Product: actin-related protein 2
Exons: 15
Coding region: 212-1381 (389 amino acids)
Biological process (GO): Arp2/3 complex-mediated actin nucleation
Cellular component (GO): Arp2/3 protein complex; actin cortical patch
Molecular function (GO): actin filament binding
Source: RefSeq, a predicted model, not a curated record
UAACCAUUUCAUUGAAGGUUUUUUACAAUUGGACUUGUACUUCUGAAUUUCCGGGGAGAGAACAUCGAGCGACACUGAAAUAGACAAACCCACCAACCGAAAAAAGCGCCAUUCACUUCCCUUAUCUGCACUCCAUCCUCCGAGCCUAGAGAAACGGUGGUCGUUGUGGCGGUGAUUUGAUAACUGUAAGUCCAACACCAUUAGCAACGACAUGGACAACAAGAACGUCAUCGUCUGCGACAAUGGCACUGGGUAUGUCAAGUGCGGUUUUGCGGGGGAAAACUUUCCCACCUCUGUGUUCCCUUGCGUGGUGGGAAGGCCGAUGCUGAGAUAUGAAGAAUCCCUCACGGAACAGGAGCUGAAGGAUAUUGUUGUCGGAGACGCUUGCUUAGACUUGCGGCAUCAAUUAGAUGUUUCUUAUCCAGUCACGAAUGGUAUCGUGCAAAAGUGGGACGAUAUGGGUCAUGUGUGGGACCACGCUUUUUUUAAUGAGUUAAAGAUAGAUCCAACAGAAUGCAAAAUUCUUCUUACAGACCCACCUCUCAAUCCCUCGAAAAACCGUGAAAAAAUGGUUGAGACCAUGUUUGAGAAGUACAACUUCGCUGGUGUCUUCAUCCAAAUUCAAGCUGUAUUAACAUUGUAUGCUCAAGGUUUACUGACUGGACUUGUUAUCGACUCUGGCGAUGGUGUCACUCAUGUGGUUCCAGUUGUUGAUGGCUACUCGUUCCCCCAUCUAACAAAACGAAUGAACGUAGCUGGCCGGCACAUAACUUCUUAUCUUGUUGAUCUACUUCAACGUAGAGGGUAUUCGAUGAAUAGGAAUGCUGACUUUGAGACUGUUAGAGACAUCAAAGAGAAGCUUUGCUAUAUAAGUUAUGACUACAAAAGGGAGUAUCAAUUGGGACUUGAGACUACCAUCCUUGUUAAGAAUUAUACUCUGCCAGAUGGAAGGGUCAUCAAAGUUGGCACCGAAAGAUUUCAGGCCCCUGAGGCUCUUUUUACUCCUGAGCUCAUAGAUGUUGAAGGUGAUGGAAUGGCUGACAUGGUAUUUCGUUGUAUUCAGGAAAUGGAUAUCGAUAAUCGAAUGAUGCUCUACCAACACAUAGUUUUAAGUGGAGGGAGUACUAUGUAUCCUGGAUUGCCUAGUCGCCUGGAGAAAGAAAUUUUAGACCGUUACCUUGAAGUUGUUUUGAAGGGAAACAAGGAUGGGUUGAAGAAACUACGGUUGCGAAUAGAGGAUCCGCCACGAAGAAAGCACAUGGUGUACCUUGGAGGGGCAGUCCUUGCAGGAAUUAUGAAGGAUGCACCUGAGUUCUGGAUUAGCAGAGAAGAUUACCUGGAAGAGGGAGUUGCCUGCCUAAGCAAGUGUGGCCAGACAUGAUUUUUUCUUUUUUUGAAGCAAUCUGCUACCGUUCUCAUGAUAGAACUCUUGUCUGCUGCCUUGCCGUGCCCUUAACGUCUACUGAGAAGUUGUGUUGUAUUAAGCAUUACUUCAUUUGUAUCUUGAAAGUUGGUUUGUAUCUUGAAAGUUGGUACUCAUUUCUGCUUGGUUAUUAUGCAGAUGAGUUUCGUGUCUAUUUGAACCAUUGUUGUACUAAAAUUUUCAUUGGAUCCUAUCCAGUCCGUCUACUAUACAGGGAAAGAAAUGAACUUUUGGAGUUUUAGAC